AUUAUUUGUUUUCACUUUUAUGGAGAUUUCACAAAGCAAGCCAGUUGAACCAAUAAUGGGCCUUAUGAGAUAUUUUCGCAGGCCCAUUAUCUUCUGUACAGCAACGAAUAAACCCAGCCAAAAACCCUAAAUCGAGAGAAACCACAAGCGUAUCGAUAUUUGUUCUCCCAGAUCUUCGUUUCGUCUCUUCGUUCUCAAACUCAUGGCGACUAUUCCGGUUAACCCGAAACCAUUCUUGAACAACUUGACCGGCAAGACUGUUAUCGUCAAGCUUAAAUGGGGAAUGGAAUACAAAGGUUUUCUCGCCUCUGUUGACUCCUACAUGAACUUGCAGCUGGGAAACACCGAAGAAUAUAUUGAUGGACAAUUGACAGGGAACCUUGGAGAGAUCUUGAUCAGGUGCAACAAUGUUUUGUAUGUCCGUGGUGUGCCAGAAGAUGAAGAGCUUGAAGACGCUGAUCAAGACUAACCUGUAUUGAGUACUUAGAAAUUGCAAGUCUGUGUGUUUUAAUUUUUGUAUUCUGUGAGCACUUUAAUCUUAGUGUGAUGUUGUUGAAUCUUAAGAGUUUGUUGAUCAUAUUCAUACCUUAAAAAACUAACAAGCCCUUUUUCUUAUGAGAAACCAUUCUUCUUGCCGG
This is a messenger RNA of Arabidopsis thaliana (thale cress), 638 nucleotides long. It is a transcript of the gene RUXF, whose product is annotated as small nuclear ribonucleoprotein F. Gene Ontology annotation, cellular component: Sm-like protein family complex; spliceosomal complex; nucleus. The record is from RefSeq and is marked reviewed. Gene Ontology annotation, molecular function: RNA binding. Gene Ontology annotation, biological process: mRNA splicing, via spliceosome. NCBI's taxonomy places the organism in Eukaryota, Viridiplantae, Streptophyta, Magnoliopsida, Brassicales, Brassicaceae. The transcript has 5 exons. The coding region runs from base 203 to 469 and encodes 88 amino acids.